This is a messenger RNA of Papilio xuthus (Asian swallowtail), 903 nucleotides long. RefSeq lists its product as uncharacterized. Gene Ontology annotation, cellular component: extracellular region. Bases 476 to 826 code for a protein of 116 amino acids. Gene Ontology annotation, molecular function: chitin binding. The record is from RefSeq and is a predicted model, not a curated record. The transcript has 2 exons. Lineage: Eukaryota; Metazoa; Arthropoda; Insecta; Lepidoptera; Papilionidae.
UCUCACCGGGAUGUACUUAUGACGUGUACGAUCGAGACAAAUAACACUUUAUUUAUGCAUAAAAGAUGGGAAGAGAAAGUGAGGUGUGUGCGUCCCCUUUUCCGUUAUUUAAAAAUAAGCAACGCGUCUGCAACUGUCGAUGUGUAUAGGCAGCAGUGGUUUCAGUAUUUCCGGGAAUUCCGGUUCGUUUGCCCCCUUACGAUAUCAUUCGUAUACGAAAACUUAACUGAAAAGUAAAUAAAUAUCAAACGGACAUUAUGGUUUAUUAUUACAAUAUAAUAUUUAUUGAGACUUGGAGGUUAGGAAUGCAAACAUAAAUGAUAUCUGCGAAAUGUGUUGUUCAAGUUAUCAGGCACUCAGAGCGACAUCUUUUGGCGCAGACCGAAAGGAUGUAAUCUGAUAGAAUUGAGUGGCGCUUGGUAGCUAUAUAAUGCGUGUGCAGAAACUGUUCUGAGUUGAUAUUGUACUUAGCAUCAUGGUGUACCGGGGAAUUUUGCUCUGCCUUCUCGCAGUCUGGGCGUGCGGCGCUCUAGGUGGAAGGGUCUUUCGCUCAGAGGAUAUGAGAGUUGACAACUCUGGUAGCAACGAUAUUCCGCGGCGUUGUUUAGAGAUGACUACGAGUGAGUUGCCAUGCGCCGGUGUCGGCGAGGACCGCCUUCUGCCGCACCCUGACGACUGCGAACUGUUCUACUACUGCGUGGGUGACGUCGCCAUCUGCCGGCAGUGCCCCUCCGGCCUGCACUUCAGCCCCACUCAUCACGUGUGCGAGCGGGCCGCGCGCUCCGGCUGCGUCAGCGCCCGCGCCUCACAUCCCGACCAGGAGUAAACCGCCAACAUAUUAUAUCACAAUGUUAAUUAUAUUACAAUCAAAUAGCGAUAAUAAAAAAAAGUUGAUUUUAGCUA